AUGAAUGAUAUUAUUAAAGAAAGAAUAGAAAAAGUUAUUCCAGGAUAUUAUGAACAGAAACAAGGAAUGACUCAAAAAGAAACAAUAUUCAACAAGAAAUUAAUUAAAUUAAAGAAAGAAUCUGAAAGAAUUAAAAUUAAAUUAAGUAAUAAAACUGAUACUGAAUUAGAUUUAGAAGAAUUAUUAUCUGAUGAUUAUGGUGAUGAAUAUGAUAUUGAUACUAUUAUUACAAGAAAAGAAUUUGAAGAAGAAUGUUACAAAAGAGGAAUAUAUGAAGAAUUUAUUAAUAAAAUAAAACAAGUUACUCAAAAAAAGGAUGUAAAAAAGGAAAUGUCCGAUUAUUGUAAAGGAGCAGCAUAUUUAGCAUAUUUAAAACGAGGAAAUUAUGCUCAUGAAGUUAUAUAUGAUAAUGUUCCAACACCAAUUGGAAUAGAAGAAGGAGGAAAAUUUGAAAUACUUAUUAAAGAAGGAAAAACCUUCCGACAAAUAUAA
Messenger RNA from Entamoeba dispar SAW760, 492 nucleotides. RefSeq lists its product as uncharacterized. The coding region runs from base 1 to 492 and encodes 163 amino acids. The record is from RefSeq and is a predicted model, not a curated record. NCBI's taxonomy places the organism in Eukaryota, Evosea, Mastigamoebida, Endamoebidae. The transcript is spliced from 2 exons.